Molecule: messenger RNA, 880 nt
Organism: Olea europaea var. sylvestris
Lineage: Eukaryota; Viridiplantae; Streptophyta; Magnoliopsida; Lamiales; Oleaceae
Product: 60S ribosomal protein L19-1-like
Exons: 5
Coding region: 51-689 (212 amino acids)
Biological process (GO): translation
Cellular component (GO): ribosome; cytosolic large ribosomal subunit
Molecular function (GO): structural constituent of ribosome; RNA binding
Source: RefSeq, a predicted model, not a curated record
UCAGUUUUCAACCUCAUCUCGUCUCGUACAGAUCGAUCGAGAGGAGAAAAAUGGUGUCGCUGAAACUACAGAAGCGGCUCGCCGCUAGCGUCCUUAAGUGCGGCAAGGGCAAAGUGUGGCUUGACCCCAAUGAAGUCGACGAACUUUCCAGAGCCAAUUCCCGUCAAAAUAUCAGGAAGCUGGUCAAGGAUGGUUUCAUCAUUAGGAAGCCAACCAAGAUUCACUCCCGAUCUCGUGCUCGCCGAAUGAAGGAGGCAAAGAGAAAGGGCCGUCACUCUGGAUAUGGUAAGCGCAAGGGUACUAGGGAGGCAAGGCUGCCAACUAAAGUUCUUUGGAUGAGGAGAAUGAGAGUGCUGAGGCGCUUGCUUCGCAAGUACAGGGAGUCAAAGAAGAUCGACAAGCACAUGUAUCAUGACAUGUACAUGAAGGUAAAGGGUAAUGUUUUCAAAAAUAAGCGUGUUUUGAUGGAGAGCAUCCACAAGUCUAAGGCUGAGAAGGCCAGAGAAAAGACCUUGUCUGACCAAUUCGAGGCUAAGAGAGCAAAGAACAAGGCUAGCAGGGAAAGAAAGUUUGCUAGGAGGGAGGAGCGCCUUGCUCAGGGACCGGGAGAGAAAGUAGCACCACCAGCAGCUGCAGCCCCUGCUCCUCCAUCCCAGGCUGCUCAGGGAACCAAGAAGGCAAAGAAGUGAACUUUUUGACUCUCAUUUUUAAGGAUUGGCGGAUUCGUAUUUAACUUUAUCCAUUUUUGUUUUUUUUUUCCUUUGUUAUUGACACAGUUCCAAGUAUUCAGACUUCUGUACUAAAUAUUUUCUUAUAACAAAAAAUUAGCUGUUUCCAGUUAAUAGACUAUUGAGAAAUCAUAUAACCGUGUUUCAUUUUA